AUGACCACCAUCGUUGAGCUAGUGAUCUUGAAUCUUAAAAAGGACUUCGUGGACGGGUUCGAGCGGAAGGACUUGAAAUGGCCCGCUGCUGAGUACGGCAACAUCGACAACGAACUGAAGACGAUCACCACUUCCGACUUCACGCGCUACUUCUUCUAUUUCCCUCGUUCCCACAUGCCGUCACCGCCGCACCUGUCAUCGAAGUUGUACAUCUUCGUAUCCUCCUUUGACGUCUGCCACAAGCACCAACUCAGCGAAGGUGUCAACCUGGUUUGACAUGUACCAGCUGGGACCGCACACAUGUCAUUUACAAGAGUAGAGGUCAGGGCACGUAAUCGCGGUGCAUACCUUGAACUCAAGAUUGAACGAGUGCCCGAUCCUUCAGACGAGCUCAUCGAGGCUGC
Messenger RNA from Fomitopsis serialis, 404 nucleotides. RefSeq lists its product as uncharacterized. The coding region runs from base 1 to 276 and encodes 91 amino acids. The transcript has 4 exons. The record is from RefSeq and is a predicted model, not a curated record. Lineage: Eukaryota; Fungi; Basidiomycota; Agaricomycetes; Polyporales; Fomitopsidaceae.